GUGGUCCACUCUUCUGGUUCACGCUACUUCAGCGUGUAGUCGAGUGUGUUGUAUGCAUGUGGCUCUCAGUACGUUAGUUGAAAUGGUUUAGAUUUAUGUGAUAAGAAGUAAACUAAAUUUGUGCUUGUAAAACCUUUGCGGAUCGGUGUCAGUGGAAGAAAGAUGUCUGUGUUUAUGGAUUUAAACAUCAUCAGUAGUAAUGAUAAGAACAGACUCAAAAGCAUCAUAGAGACAGCUGCUCACCUUGGCUACUCAACAGUCGCAAUAAACUAUGUAGUUGAACCACAACAGAAGAAACCGGAAAUUCCUAAGCCACAGAGUGUGUCAGACAUAUUUGAUAAAUUCCCAAUAGUACAGGGAAAAUCUUCACCCAUCAGAGUACUGAAUCGAUUGACCAUCGUGGCCUCUGAUGCAUCUCAUUUUAGACCAACUAAUGAAUACAAAAACUUUGACCUUGUGGCGGUGUACCCCAAGACAGAAAAAGUCUUUCAUGCAGCCUGCAUGACUUUUGAUGUCGACAUUAUCUGCAUUGCAAUGACUGAAAAACAGCCUUUCCAUUUUAAAAGGGCUCCAGUUAAUGGGGCUAUUGACAGGGGGGUUUACUUUGAGAUCUGUUAUGCAGCAGCCAUCAGAGACUACAUUAUGAGAAGAUACACCAUUUCCAAUGCCUUCGUCCUCAUGGAAGUCUGCAAAGGAAAAAAUAUCAUAGUGUCCAGUGGAGCAGAAGGGCCUCUUGAGUUGAGGGGCCCAUAUGACAUUGCCAAUUUGGGGCUUGUGUUCAGUCUGUCUGAGGGAGACGCCAAAGCUGCUGUUUCUACUAACUGUCGAUCUGUCUUGCUGCAUGGAGAGACGAGAGCUACUGCAUUUGGUGUUGUUCACACCAUGAAGAAACCACAAACUUCUGAGAAACCAGAAGAGGAAACUCCAGCAUCAAAAAAGGCCAAAAUUGAACUAGUGUAGUUAGUAUCAGCUGGUGUUUAAUUUGUCAUGGAUAAUAACUAUAUAAAUAUAUAAUUUUCCGUUCCUUAAAGUCUUGCAAUCUAUUUAAUUGAAAAAUUGGAAAAAAAAAGACAUUUAUUUAAUCAACCUUUGGAAUAAUUGCAUGCAAAAUAACAAAACAAAAAUAAAACUAAGUACAAAAUUG
Ctenopharyngodon idella (grass carp) is the source of this 1144-nucleotide messenger RNA. It is a transcript of the gene rpp30, whose product is annotated as ribonuclease P/MRP 30 subunit. Lineage: Eukaryota; Metazoa; Chordata; Actinopteri; Cypriniformes; Xenocyprididae. The record is from RefSeq and is a predicted model, not a curated record. Gene Ontology annotation, cellular component: nucleolar ribonuclease P complex; ribosome. Gene Ontology annotation, molecular function: structural constituent of ribosome; RNA binding. Bases 163 to 960 code for a protein of 265 amino acids. The transcript has 11 exons. Gene Ontology annotation, biological process: translation; tRNA processing.